AUGAUGGAUUCAAGAUUGGGUAUCUCCUCGUAUAUUUGGGACGCGGGCAUUUCUCUUUGCCAGUACUUUGAGAAGGAGGACGUCAGUUUCACUGGGAAGAAAGUGAUUGAGCUGGGAUCCGGCACUGGAAUCGUAGGCAUAUUAGCAGCUCUGUUAGGUGGCAAUGUUACAAUGACGGACAAACCGGAUACCUUGAAGCAAAUAAACAGCAAUAUAGCUGUCAACAUCCCUAUUGCAUGCCGACACCGUUUAAAUGUUAGUUCGCUGAUUUGGGGAGAAGAUCAAACUAAAUUUCCCAACGACUACGACUUCAUUCUGGGCUCGGAUAUCGUCUACAGUUCGAUCUGCUACCCGGCGCUGUUGGAAACGCUGCGUUAUCUCUGCAAUCAAGGGACAACGAUCUAUCUUUCCUCCGAACUCCGAUCCGGGAAUGGGUCCAUUCCUUUCCAUGACGUCAUCCUGCCUGACUACUUUAACUGCGAAGUCGGCCUCGUGCUUUGUCAGUACUUCCACGAUGAGAAGAUCAACUUUGCUGGGAAGAAAAUAAUUGAACUGGGAUCUGGCACGGGAAUUGUGGGAAUUAUGGCGGUACUGCUUGGCGGAGAUGUCACUUUGACGGACAAACCAUAUGUUUUGCAGCAAAUUGAACGGAACAUCGCUGACAACAUCCCGCCUGACUCCAGGCACAGGGCAAAGGUCGGUGCCCUGAUGUGGGGCACUGAUCAGGAAAACUACCCAGCAGACUUCGACAUCGUUCUUGGUUCCGACAUCAUCUACAGCCCAACACAAGUUCCUAUUCUUUUGAAAACAUUGACGCAUCUCUGCGGCGAAAACACAAGCAUUUAUUUGUGUUCUAACUUUCCCGCCAGGGUGGGAUCAGAGAAUUUCCACAAGGAGGUAUUACCAAAGCAGUUCAACAGCGAAUUCAUUCAUUCAAGCAAGGGAAAUCACAUUUACAAACUAACCAAAAAAUCUCCAGAACACGGGGACUAG
Amblyraja radiata (thorny skate) is the source of this 993-nucleotide messenger RNA. RefSeq names its product EEF1A lysine methyltransferase 3-like. The record is from RefSeq and is a predicted model, not a curated record. The transcript is spliced from 5 exons. Gene Ontology annotation, cellular component: protein-containing complex; cytosol. Bases 1 to 993 code for a protein of 330 amino acids. Lineage: Eukaryota; Metazoa; Chordata; Chondrichthyes; Rajiformes; Rajidae.